CCAAUCACUCACUGAUUAAUUCGCUGUUGUUGUGAUCUGUAUCAUAUCAUGGCUGAAGCACUUGUUGUUGGAGCUUUAGUUUCUGGCUUCGCCAACGUUGUUCUUGACCGGCUCAUUUCACCUGAGUUUGUCAACUUGGUGGUGGGCAAGAAGCUGGACCGGAAGUUGGUUGAGAGGCUCAAGACUGCUAUUUUGGCUGCCAAAGCUCUGGUUGCUGACGCUGAGCAGAAGCAGUUUGGAAACGAACUUGUGAGGGAGUGGCUUGAUAGUCUCAAAGAUGCUCUCUACACUGCUGAUGACUUGCUGGACCGUGUCUUCAUCAAAGCUCAAAUUCGCAACAAGGUACGCAUUCGUCUUCCUCACUUCCUUGAUUUGCCUCAUAGGAAGUCUAAUAGGGAGAUGAUGACUAAGAUAGAAGAUGUGGUUGAAAGAAUAGUAGAUCUUGAGAAACGCAAAGAAACCCUUGGUCUCAAAGAGAUUCCAACGGGAAGCUCCUCAUGGAGACCUCCUUCCACUUCUCUUGUCAAGGGGAAUGUGUUUGGCAGGGAUGGUGACCAACAGGCACUAAUCAAGAUGCUCAAUGACAACAAUCAUCAUAACUUGUCCGUCAUCUCUAUUGUUGGUAUGGGCGGUGUUGGUAAAACUACUUUAGCACAAUGGCUGUACAACAAUAAGGAUUUGAUGGACGGGGUUGAUCUGAAAGCAUGGAUUUGUGUUUCUGAAAAUUUUGAUGUUGUUGAGACUACAAAGAAUGUUAUAAAGGCGAUCUCUUCGGGUGUUUGUAGUCUUAACAGCUUUGAUUUACUUCAACAAGAUUUGAAGAAAAAACUGUCAGAAAAGAAGUUCUUCAUUGUUUUGGACGAUGUUUGGAGUGAAGAUGCUGACAAGUGGAAUGGUUUUAUCACCCCUUUUCAACAUGGGACAAAGGGAAGCACUAUUCUCCUAACUACCCGCAAGGUAAAUGUUGGUCGAAUAGUCCAACACUAUAACUCUUACACCCUCAAUCAACUGUCAGAUGAUUAUUGCUGGUCUAUUUUUGCGGAGAAUGCAUCCUUUCCUGAAUCAAAUGGGAGCUCAGAACUGGAAGAAAUAGGUAGAAAGAUUGUCGAAAGAUGUGAUGGCUUGCCGUUAGCUGCAGAAACACUUGGGCGCUUGUUGCGCUCAGAGCGUCGUGUUGAAGAAUGGAAUAAAAUACUAUCGAGUGACAUUUGGGAAUUUUCUGUGGCAAAUUGCAAGAUUGUUCCUGCAUUGUUAUUGAGUUACCAUCAUCUGCCUACUCAUUUAAAAGGUUGCUUUGUUUAUUGUUCAUUGUAUCCCAAAGAUUAUCAAAUUGAUAAGGAUGAAUUAAUCUUGCUAUGGAUGGCUGAAGAUCUUUUGCGGCCUCCAAAGAGGGGAGAGACUUUAGAAGAAGUUGGUUGCGAGUGUUUUGAUGACUUGGCUUCAAGACUAUUUUUCAAGCAGGUCGAGAACGAUGAUGAGAAGUAUUUUGUGAUGCAUGAUCUCAUGCAUGACUUGGCAACUUUUCUUGCUGGAGAUCUUUGUUGUAGAUUUGGUGAAAAAGAAGAGAUGAGUAUUCUAACUCGGCAUUUGUCAUACAAUCACUCAAUUCCUGUGAAAACAUGCUCCUCUAGUAAAAACAAAUCUUUGAGGACAUUAUUGUAUAUCAAUAAUGGAGCUCCUUUCUGGAAACCACGCACAACAUUUCAAUGUGACAUAUUGUCAAAGAAUAAAUAUUUGAGAGUUUUGUCCUUUGAUACACUCAAUAUAUUUCCAUAUUCAACAGCUAAAAAAUUGAUCCAAUUGCGCUAUUUGGAUCUAUCUUGGAGUGAUGUUAAGAUAUUGCCCGAGUCAUUAUGCAACAUGUGCAAUCUACAAACCUUGAAGUUAGAAGGCUGUUCAAAGCUGACUAUGCUGCCCAAUGGCAUGUAUAAUCUUGUGAAUUUGCGGCAUCUUAAUAUAAGGCGUACGCCUCUGGAAAAAAUGCCAAAAGGAAUGGGCAAAUUAAAACAGUUGCACAUUUUAAGCAACUUUGUGGUGGGAAAGCAAGAAGACAAUGGAAUCCAAGAGUUAGGAGGGCUUUUAAAUCUUCAUGGAUCACUUGAGAUUCAGAAAUUGGAGAAUGUGGUUGAUGCAAAUGAGGCAAGGAGUGCAAGGAUAAUAGAUAAGAAGCACAUUGAGGAGUUAUUGUUGAAAUGGUCUGUGUCUUCAGGUGAUGAUAUGGUCUCAAACACACAUACUGAUGAACAAGAUAUACUUCGGGGCUUGCAACCACACACUGGCUUGAAAAAGUUGACCGUUGAUGAAUACAAAGGUAAAAUAUUUCCAGAUUGGAUUGGGAAUUCCUUGUACCAAAACAUGACAAGUGUAUCUCUCAUGUCUUGCAAGAAUUGCGACAUGCUGCCUUCACUUGGACAGCUGCCAUCUCUCAAGUCCCUCCGCAUUGAAAGGUUUGAUCAGCUAAAGAGCAUUGGCAAGGAGUUUUACAAGAAUGAAGGCCAUCAACAUUCUUCGCCUAUUGCACCGUUUUUCUCACUAGAGGAAUUGAUAUUUUAUAUUAUGCCAAGUUGGGAGGAGUGGCACUUACCUGACUCAGAAGCCUUUCCUCAGCUCAAGAUCCUUCAAAUAAGAGAGUGUCCAAUGUUAAAGGGAGAUAUUCUUAGUCAGGUAUUAGUGAGAAUCGUUUCUUCCUCAUCGGAUGUUUCCAAAGUGCGCCAACUUGGAAUACGAGAAGAUUAUCAAUUAUGGGAUAAAGAGAUGAGUCUUGAUGGGGAUAGUUUAACAAUUUGUGGAUUUGAAUCUGUGACGGAGUAUGCAUUUAAGACAAGGAUCAUCCACCAUCUAACUUCCCUCCAAGAAAUGCUCAUCUCAUGGUGUGAGUCUGUUGUAUCCUUGGGGGUUAAUUGUUUACCCAAAUCUUUGCAAAAGCUCAGAAUAUAUAGGUGCAGCCAAAUUGAAUUACUCCAGCAACAACAGAAAUAUGAUUUGGUAGAUCUACGGAUAGAAGAGAGCUGUGAUUCACUGACCUCAUUGUCGUUGGAUGCCUUUCCCAAUCUCCAGAAUCUCCAGAUAGAACAGUGUUCAAAUCUGGAAUCAAUUUCAAUGUCAGAGCCAACACACGCUGCUCUUCAACGUCUCACCAUCCGUCAAUGCUCCAAAUUUGUGUCAUUGCCAUCUGACAUGAAUAGUCUUCUCCCAAAUUUACAGUUUCUGGACAUACAAGGUUGCCAAAACAUUUGUAGGUGGCCAGAGGGUGGUUUGCCGCCUAACCUGAAAGAGCUUAGGGUAGGAGAAUGCGAGCAACAAGUGAGGGGUCUAUCAUGGUUGGGCAAGUUGGACAACCUCACUCAUCUCAGCAUUUCUGGUGUUGGGUGUGAGAGCAUAAAGUCAUACCCAGAGGUGGGUUCGCUGCCUCGCCUUCCCUCCCUCACCACUCUACAUAUCCAACACUUUCAUAAUCUGGAGACAUUGGAGUGCACCGAGCUUCUCCGCCUCACCUCCCUCCAACAGUUAAUAGUUGCAGAUUGUGAGAAGCUGAAGAAUAUGGAAGGAGAAAAGCUGCCUCCCUCUCUCUUACUACUUCAACUUUAUUUCUGUGGUUUGCUGGGCGAACACUGCGAGAACAAGCAUCAACAAAUUUGGUCCAAAAUUUCCUACAUCCCCACCGUUCAAGGCUAUGGCAGACUAGUUUCCUGAGCAGGUGGCUUGUGUACAUAUCAAGAUGUAAUCCUAUACAUUGGCUAUAUAUCUUCAUUUAAUUCUAAGAUCAUUUGAGGUGGUAAUUAAGCCGGAUUAAGGUGUUGGGAACCAGAUACUGUGUUUUCUGAUUUUGGCUUAAUGUUAUUAAAAAGCAAGGACAUGAUGGAGAAAGUUAGGGUAGUGGCACUUAUUAUUGAAAAGCUUUUUGGUUGUAGGUAUAUUUUUCUAUUCCUCUCUAUAAUUUUAUUUUUGCUAUUUUCCACAAGAAAAACUAAAUGAUAGCUUAAUUUGUGGAAAGAAUUCACAGAGUUGUUGUGUUGCAAGAUUCUUGUAGGACAGUAAAAGGAAUCAGCAUGCAUGAGGUGUAUAAGCUUUCAAAAUAGAAGGAUCAAGUUAUUGCUGUGUAAUCAUUUUUAACCAUAGAUUGAAUCAUUGGAUAAAGUUAAUAUUAUUAGAUGCCUAUAAUAAGCUAUUCUAAUACCAAGAGUAAAUGUUCUGUACAUAUAUUAAG
This is a messenger RNA of Arachis stenosperma, 4207 nucleotides long. RefSeq names its product putative disease resistance RPP13-like protein 1. Gene Ontology annotation, biological process: defense response to other organism. The transcript is spliced from 2 exons. Bases 49 to 3693 code for a protein of 1214 amino acids. Gene Ontology annotation, molecular function: ADP binding. The record is from RefSeq and is a predicted model, not a curated record. NCBI's taxonomy places the organism in Eukaryota, Viridiplantae, Streptophyta, Magnoliopsida, Fabales, Fabaceae.